Solea solea (common sole) is the source of this 1542-nucleotide messenger RNA. It is a transcript of the gene mtg2, whose product is annotated as mitochondrial ribosome-associated GTPase 2. Gene Ontology annotation, cellular component: mitochondrion. NCBI's taxonomy places the organism in Eukaryota, Metazoa, Chordata, Actinopteri, Pleuronectiformes, Soleidae. The transcript is spliced from 6 exons. The coding region runs from base 239 to 1474 and encodes 411 amino acids. The record is from RefSeq and is a predicted model, not a curated record. Gene Ontology annotation, molecular function: GTP binding; GTPase activity; magnesium ion binding.
CCUUCACGGAUUCCGUAGCCGUGAGGACAACAUGUAAAUGUCAAACGUGCCUGUAGUGAGUUAUUGGACUUGUCUAAUGUCCAAAGUGAGCUAACAACAGCCAUUUAAGUUUUAUUCUCAUAAGAGAACCAUGUUGAACCAUUUUACUCGUCACAAAUGAUGUGAGCGGAGGAGGAAAAAUGAAUGGAGGUGACACUGUUUCUCGAAUGUUAGCUAGCUAACGAGCAACUUCACAGUGAUGUUGGCGACUUUGUCGAGGGUUAAACUCCCUCGCUUGCUUUCUACGGAAAUAUUGUCAGGGUCCACAUUAGGACCGAGAUUUCGAGGAAACGGUCUGAGCUUGGUGUUUCGUAGUUCUCCACUGAAAGACACCGCUGAUGUUAGAAAUGUCUGCACCUCACGUACAACGUUCGCCAAAGUCCGAGGAAACCAGAAGAGUGAGAUUUCAGAGAAGAAACUGACUCGUCACUUUGUAGACCAUCGCCGUGUGAAGCUAGUGGCUGGGUCAGGUGGUAAAGGUAACUGCUGCUUUCACAGUGAACCCCGAAAAGAGUGGGGGGGACCGGAUGGAGGGAAUGGAGGUGAUGGAGGAAGCAUCAUUAUUAAAGCUGAUCGAUUUGUCAAAUCAUUGGCGCAAGUAGCUGCGAUUUACAAGGGAGAGGAUGGGCAAUCGGGUGGCAACAAGAAUUGUUACGGUCGGAACGGCAGCUCAACCCAUGUUUUUGUACCAUUAGGUACUGUGGUGAAGGAGCAGGGCAAAACUGUAGUGGAUCUUUCUAAACAUGGGCAAGAGUUUUUAGCUGCAUUUGGAGGAGCCGGAGGGAAGGGGAAUCGUUUUUUUUUGUCCAACGAGAACCGCGCCCCCUUGACCGCAACUGCAGGAAUCCCCGGCGACGAGAGAGUCCUUCACUUGGAGCUACGCACCAUGGCACAUGCUGGACUGGUGGGGUUUCCUAAUGCUGGGAAAUCCUCUUUGUUGAGAGCCAUCUCUAAUGCCAGGCCUGCAGUGGCUGCUUAUCCUUUCACAACACUCAACCCACAUGUCGGAAUUGUCAAUUACAGGGAUCAUGAGCAAGUUGCAGUGGCUGAUAUCCCAGGCAUCAUUCAAGGAGCUCAUCUAAACCGAGGCUUGGGCAUCUCUUUCCUGCGACACAUAGAGCGCUGUCGCUUCCUCCUCUUUGUUCUGGACCUGUCCUCUCCAGAGCCCUGGACUCAGCUGGAGAACUUACGCUAUGAACUGGACCAGUAUGAGCCGGACUUGUCCCAGCGCCCUAAGGCCAUCGUAGCCAACAAAAUGGACUUACCUGGUGCCCAUGAGAAGCUUGAGACUCUAAGGAGCCGUGUCAUGGAACCUGUCAUCCCUGUGUCAGCUCUAACAGGACACAACACAGAGGAGCUCAUCCUUCAUCUCAGAGAGUUGUAUGAUGGAUACCAUCAAGCACAAGGUACUAGUGAAGGAAAACCAACCACAUAGUUGUAAAAUGUCAUCUGUAAUUUCUAUAGAAUGUAUUAUUGCUUAAUAAAUAGUUAAACAAGGCAAAA